Rhododendron vialii is the source of this 1706-nucleotide messenger RNA. Its product is annotated as heat shock factor protein HSF24-like. Gene Ontology annotation, molecular function: RNA polymerase II cis-regulatory region sequence-specific DNA binding; DNA-binding transcription factor activity. Gene Ontology annotation, cellular component: nucleus. NCBI's taxonomy places the organism in Eukaryota, Viridiplantae, Streptophyta, Magnoliopsida, Ericales, Ericaceae. The coding region runs from base 389 to 1258 and encodes 289 amino acids. Gene Ontology annotation, biological process: regulation of transcription by RNA polymerase II. The record is from RefSeq and is a predicted model, not a curated record. The transcript has 2 exons.
CUCUCUCUCUCUCUCUCACUCUCACUCUAUAUAUAUAUAUAUAUAUAUAUAUAUAUAUAAAUUACUAAAAACUAGACCAAAAAAUCCCAUGCCGGAACCCACACCAGAAAAAUCGGUGGAAAGCCAAGAGUCGAGUUAUGGCCGUAUUGAUCUCCUCUUCGUCUUCUUGCUUUCACACCGAAACAAUUAGCUAUGGAAAAAUCUAACACCCGAUUGUUCCUCUCCGGAUUCUACUGCUGGGGCUGGGAAUUCCUCACCGCCCUCUUGCUCUUCAGUUGUUGAUUAGUUAGUUUCCAUAAUAUAAUACUACAUAUAUAUACACCCAAAUAUUCCAAUCGUUGUUUUUGUUCUUUAUUAAUUUGGUGGGUGGGCGGGGAAGGGCGCGCAAAUGGCGAAGAGGUCGGUUCCGGCGCCGUUUCUGUCGAAAACGUAUGAGCUGGUGGAGGAUGGGAGCAGCGACGAGGUGAUAUCGUGGAACGAGGAAGGCACGACGUUUGUGGUGUUGAAGACGGCGGAUUUCGCCAGGGAUUUGUUGCCCAAUUACUUCAAGCACAACAACUUCUCUAGCUUUGUUCGCCAACUUAAUACCUACGGAUUUCGAAAGACUGUACCCGACAAAUGGGAAUUUGCCAACGAGAAUUUCAAACGAGGCCAAAAGGAGCUCCUCACACAGAUACGACGCCGAAAGACUGUAACGUUAAGCCCGACAGUCGAAAAAUCUGUAGCUGUCAGUGGUGCUUCAUCGUCGUCCAAUUCCGGCGAGGAUCUAGGGUCCACUUCCACCUCCUUGCCGGACUUGAAGAACGCCGAAAUGGUGAAUGCGUUGGAAAAGGCACAAUUCACUGACUUGUCCGACGAGAACAAGAAGCUAAAGAGAGAAAAUGAGGUUUUGAGCACGGAGCUAGUGCAGGCAAAGAAGCAAUGCGACGAGCUCAUCAAUUUUUUAACUAAAUAUGUGAAAGUAGCGCCUGAUCACGUCAAUCGCAUCAUGAGGCAAGGAAGCUGUGGGUCUAGCCGUGAUGAUGGAUCGGAUGGUGAGAUCGGCACUAGUACAGAUAACAAUGACGACGAUGUUGAUGAUGGUGAAAAUAAGGGGAAACAGAUGGGAGAGGGUUUGAAACUGUUUGGGGUAUGGAUGAAAGGGAAUGAGAAAAAGAGGGGUCGCGAUGAGAAACCGGGGUUUGGAGGGGGCCCCCGGAAAGAAAUGAAGACUGUUGAAUUUGAUGCGCCGUGGAUGACCAGCAAGGUCUCUAGCUAAGUGACCUAUGCGCGGGUGCCAUGCACAGAAGCAAAAGGAAAGGGGUGUAUGCUAAUUAAUUAAGGGUUAGCUACAACCCCCUCUUUCCGUUGGAGGAGAUAAUUUUAUCUUCCAAUACCAAUAUAGAAGAAUGUAGAAUGUACUGUAAGAUACUGUGGCAAUUUAUGGGUAGUAUCGAUACUAGCUAGCUAGUACAAUGCAUUGCAGGGUACGUUGCAGUUCUCAGCCACAAGGUGAUCGAGAAGCUGAAGCAAUAAAACAACUUUUAUAGAGAGUUGGUUUGGUGUAGCUAAAUUAGGAAGUCAAGUGAUGGUGGCAGAGCGCGCUGGAGAUGAAAAGCAAAUGGCCGCCUCUCAGCUCUUUAAUUUUAUAUGCAAAUUAAUUGCAGUUAGCCGCAUGUAAAAAACUUGGGCAAUUUUUAAAUUUAACAAUCAAAAUUGUAGCUCUU